Molecule: messenger RNA, 2237 nt
Organism: Rosa rugosa (rugosa rose)
Lineage: Eukaryota; Viridiplantae; Streptophyta; Magnoliopsida; Rosales; Rosaceae
Product: NAD(H) kinase 1
Exons: 12
Coding region: 133-1878 (581 amino acids)
Biological process (GO): NADP+ biosynthetic process; NAD+ metabolic process
Molecular function (GO): NAD+ kinase activity
Source: RefSeq, a predicted model, not a curated record
AGUAGGUGGGGGCGCUCCUCUCUCUCUCUCUCUCUGGGAGCCCAAAAUAUCAGACAUAUAAAUCUCUGGAAUCUCUCUGGGAAACUGGAGGAAGGAAACGAGGGAUCUCUUCUCUCUUCAGCUCAGCCAUCCAUGGCUCCCAGCAAGUCCAAUUCUUCAGGUGAUGCAAGUGUUUCAUGGCCACAACCAGAGAAUGGUUGUCUCAAUUCAGUUUCCCUCUUAAGUUCAGAGAAGGCAGUUGAGGAACUUCUCGAGCAAUCUCCACUUCAGGAAACAGAUGACAACCUCAUAGAGUUCUCAGAGGCUAUGAGAACGGUUGCAAAGGCCCUGAGACGAGCUGCCGAAGGAAAGGCUUCUGCACAAGCUGAAGCAGCUGAAUGGAAGCGCAAAUAUGAACUGGAGAGGGCGCGCAAUCUGCAUCUAGAACCUAAAGGCUACAACUUUUAUGAAAAGCUUCAGAGUUGGUGGACUUGGAGUUCUCUUUGUAGUGCAAUUGGAACUAUAGGAAUUAUGCUUCCAUGUCUCCUCUGUUUGGACAUUUGCAAGGAACAAGAAAGGAAAAUUUCUGAAGGGCCAUCACAUAGAGAGAAUAACAGGGAUGAUGAGAGGAUAGAGAACUUGGCCAGGAGAUCAAAUGACCAAUCUGAACAAUGUUGUGGGAGUAAUGGGAUAUGCUCUCAUGAAGUUCUUCGAGAUGGUGAAUGUGAUACUGAUUCAAAAUCUCAUGAAGUUCUUCGAGAUGGUGAAUGUGAUACUGAUUCAAAAUCGCUUCUCUAUAAGUUUGCAAGAAAGGCAUCAUUCAAACUUUCAUGGUGCUGCAAAGGUGACCAGAGUGACCAGCACAAGCAUGACAUUGUCUCUUUUGAAAGAGGAAACAUAACAACUGCAGAGCGCAGCAGUAAACAGAUUUCUUUGAAGUGGGAAACUCACCCACGGACUGUGCUUAUAUUGACCAAACCAAAUUCAACUUCUGUUCGAAUUCUGUGUGCAGAAAUGGUCAGAUGGUUGAGAGAGCAGAAAAAGUUAGAUAUUUAUGUGGAGCCACGUGUGAGAGUUGAACUUGUGACAGAGUCAUCAUACUACAACUUCGUCCAGACAUGGAAAGAAGACACUGAGAUUAUGCUCCUGCAUACAAAAGUUGACCUUGUGGUAACUCUUGGUGGGGAUGGAACUGUCCUCUGGGCAGCAUCCAUGUUCAAAGGACCAGUUCCUCCUGUUGUGCCGUUUUCUUUAGGAUCUCUGGGAUUUAUGACUCCUUUUCACAGUGAACAGUACCGGGAUUAUCUUGAUUCACUUUUAAAAGGUCCCAUUAGUAUCACGCUACGGCACCGGUUACAGUGCCAUGUUAUUAGAGAAGCAGCUAAAAAUGAGUACGAAACUGAAGGGCCAAUACUUGUUUUAAAUGAGGUUACAAUUGACCGUGGGAUAUCAUCAUAUCUCACAAAUUUGGAAUGCUAUUGUGACAACUCUUUUGUCACAUGCGUCCAAGGAGAUGGGCUGAUAUUAUCGACAACAUCUGGCAGUACUGCGUAUUCAUUAGCAGCUGGAGGAUCAAUGGUCCAUCCCCAGGUUCCAGGCAUCCUCUUUACCCCUAUUUGUCCUCAUUCCCUAUCGUUCCGGCCUCUGAUAUUACCUGAGUAUGUGACAUUGCGAGUACAAGUACCUUUUAACAGCAGAAGCCAUGCAUGGGCAUCAUUUGAUGGGAAGGACAGGAAACGACUGGCAGCUGGUGAUGCACUCGUGUGCAGUAUGGCUACUUGGCCCGUCCCCACUGCAUGUCAAGUUGAUUCAACUAGUGAUUUCUUAACUAGCAUUCAUGAUGGCCUGCACUGGAAUCUGAGAAAGACUCAAUCUCAUGAUGGCCCAAGGGAUAUAUAAUACAUAUUUUCGUUUUUGUAUGUUAGUUUAUGUAGUUCACAGGAGAUCUUGUUAGAAUAUUAAUCUUACUUGUGCCAUAUAGAAGGGAAUACAAGGUGGGGGUUUGAGUGGGGUGGGAAGGUGAAAGCAAAUUUAGAGAUUCCUGUAAUUAUUCUUUUUUUCAUUUUGAUCAUUUUCCCCGCUAAAGAGGAGCAUAUGUGCUUUCUCCUCCAAUAAGUUAGCAGAACGAAUGUUAAGAUCGAAUGUAACCACGAAUGUCAUAGGAAUUUGUAAAAUGGAUAAUGAUUAUUUACUGAUUUGAUAUAUACAAGAAAUUUGGUAAAUGUCUAAUGGAUUGACCCUUGUUGCUUGUGAUGCAA